This is a messenger RNA of Rhea pennata, 2346 nucleotides long. RefSeq names its product kinesin family member 3C (gene KIF3C). The record is from RefSeq and is a predicted model, not a curated record. The transcript has 8 exons. Gene Ontology annotation, molecular function: microtubule binding; ATP binding; microtubule motor activity. Lineage: Eukaryota; Metazoa; Chordata; Aves; Rheiformes; Rheidae. Gene Ontology annotation, cellular component: microtubule associated complex. Gene Ontology annotation, biological process: mitotic spindle organization; microtubule-based movement; spindle elongation. The coding region runs from base 50 to 2302 and encodes 750 amino acids.
GCAAUCGUCUGUCUCCUAACGCGCGGGGCCGCCAGGAAGCUGCAGCAUCAUGAUGGCCAAUAAACCCCGGAGCAGCGAGGCGCUGAAGGUGGUGGCCCGCUGCCGCCCCAUGAACAGAAAGGAGGAAGCAGCGGGGUACGAGAGGAUCUUGGAGAUGGAUGUGAAACUGGGUCAAGUGACCAUCCGCAACCCCAGAGCCUCACCAGGGGAGCUGCCCAAGACGUUCACCUUCGAUGCUGUCUACGAUGCCAACUCCAAACAGGCUGACCUGUACGACGAAACGGUCCGGCCACUCAUAGACUCUGUUCUGCAGGGGUUCAACGGGACCAUCUUUGCCUACGGCCAGACAGGCACUGGCAAGACGUACACUAUGCAAGGGGCCUGGGCCGAGCCAGAGAAAAGGGGCAUCAUUCCCAUUUCCUUUGAGCACAUCUUCACCCACAUCUCCCGGUCACAGAACCAGCAGUACCUUGUGAGGGCCUCGUACCUAGAGAUCUACCAGGAGGAGAUCAGAGACCUCCUUGCAAAGGACCAGAGCAAGAAGCUGGAGCUGAAGGAGAACCCCGAGACAGGGGUUUACAUCAAGGACCUCUCCUCCUUUGUGACAAAAAAUGUCAAGGAGAUCGAGCACGUCAUGAACCUGGGGAGCCAGACCCGGUCUGUGGGCAGCACCAACAUGAAUGAGUACAGCUCCCGCUCCCAUGCCAUCUUCCUCAUCACCAUCGAGUGCAGUGAGACAGGGCUGGACGGUGAGGAGCACAUCCGGGUGGGCAAGCUCAACCUGGUGGACCUUGCUGGCAGUGAGCGCCAGAGCAAAAUGGGCGCCCAUGGAGAGCGCCCCAAGGAAGCAUCUAAGAUCAACCUCUCCCUCUCUGCCCUGGGCAAUGUCAUCUCAGCUCUAGUUGAUGGCAAAAGCACGCACAUCCCCUACAGAGACUCCAAGCUGACUCGUCUGCUGCAGGACUCCUUGGGGGGCAAUGCCAAGACAAUCAUGGUGGCCACUUUGGGCCCAGCCUCUCACAGCUAUGAUGAGAGCCUCUCCACCCUCAGGUUUGCCAACAGGGCCAAGAACAUCAAGAACAAGCCCCGGGUGAAUGAGGACCCGAAGGACACAUUGCUGCGGGAGUUUCAGGAGGAGAUUGUCCGCCUGAAAGCCCAGCUGGAGAAACGAGGCAUGCUGGGGAAGAAGAGGAGAAGGAGCAGCCGGCGAAAGAAAGCGAUGGAUGGAGAAAGCGCCAUGGAGAACGAAGGGGAGGAUGACAAUGAGGAUGGCCUGGAGAAGAACAUGGAGAAUUACUUGAAGGAGCAGAAGGAGAGGCUGGAAGAGGAGAAAGCAGCUAUUCAGGAUGACCACAGCCUGGUGAGCGAGGAGAAGCAGAAGCUGCUGGAGGAGAAGGAGAAGAUGAUAGAGGAUCUACGGAAGGAGCAGGAGGCUACGGAGUUACUGGCCACCAAGUACAAGGCCAUGGAGAGCAAACUGCUCAUCGGCGGCAGGAACAUCAUGGACCACACCAACGAGCAGCAGAAGAUGCUGGAGCUGAAGCGGCAGGAGAUAGCUGAGCAGAAACGCCGGGAGAGGGAGAUGCAGCAGGAGAUGUUGCUGCGGGAUGAGGAGACCAUGGAGCUGAGGGAGACUUACACAUCUCUGCAGCAGGAGGUGGAGAUCAAAACAAAAAAGCUGAAGAAGCUGUAUGCCAAGCUGCAGGCUGUGAAGGCAGAGAUUCAGGAUCAACACGACGAGUACAUCAGAGUUCGUCAGGACCUGGAGGAGGCACAAAAUGAGCAGACGCGGGAGCUAAAGCUCAAGUACUUGAUCAUCGAGAAUUUUAUCCCACCGGAAGAGAAGAACAAAAUCAUGAAUCGCCUGUACUUUGACUGUGAAGAAGACCAGUGGAAGUUUCAGCCACUUGUGCCUGCUGGAGGAAACAGCAACCAAAUGAAGAAGAGGCCUACCUCUGCUGUGGGCUACAAGAGACCCAUUAGCCAAUACGCACGUGUGGCCAUGGCUAUGGGAUCUCAUCCUAGGUACCGGGCUGAGAACAUCAUGUUCUUGGAGCUGGACCUCUCCCCUCCAGCCGUGUUUGAGUUUGAACGGACCAGGGACCCAGCUGAGCAGGACCCACGAGCUCUCCACCUGGAGAGGCUGAUGCACCUGGACAGCAUCCUGGAACGGCCAGCAGCCUCCAGGGUGAGGAAGUCCAGGUCCUGGUGCCAGACUCCACGGUCACUGCCAUCUUCAACUACGCAUGUUUCCCUCACCUCCAGCUCCCCAUGCACCUCCACGAUGCCAGUUCAGGAGUGACAUCCUGGACCCCUUCGUCCCCGACACCUUCACACAGCAAGGAC